AAGAAUAUUAAAAAUACCCAUUUAUCAAUGUUUUUGAUUUUAAUAGCUUGCGAGUACGGUCAUGUUGUACGUUUGCGUAACUCAAAGAAAUCCUAGCAAGCGUUGACCUACUCUACUAGCAUCGACUGUUUACAAAUUUCGAAGGAGAUUCUGUGCGUUAGCGAAAUCGCUCGCCUUGUUUUUCGAUUAUUCGGUUACUGAACGAUGUAAAUGUCCGUCGUGAGUGGGAAACGUCAAAUAAAUUUCGAUGUUUCAAAAACAGCCCAAAGUAACCUACAAACGGCAGAAAAGUUUGUGUAUUUGUGUAAACUUUGUUGAGCACACCCGCACGUUCGAGUUGUUUAGCUGGGAUACACUGUCCCGAGAUGGAAUUCAACGAAAGUGCACCCAAUAACCGUUCUAAAAAAGAGCGCAACUUUCCCACUUUGGAUUUAAAGGAUCAGUCCACUCUAAAUGCCAACACUCAACCAGUUUUGGUGGUUCAGUCGCCGAAAACCCCGACCUUGUCGCGCAAAUUUAAGGCUGUCAGCUUGGAUAGCGACCCUCAGCCCACCGCGAACACCUUGGAAGUAUCUAGGGAUGUAUUCUCAAUGCCAAAUACGCCGAAACGGCAAAUCAAACAGAAAUUAUCCUGCGAUUUCGACGACGGGGCACAAAAGAGCACUUUGGCCCCAAGCUUUAGUUCAAACCUAAAGAAAUUUGCGUCAAACAAUAGCAUAUCUGGUUCACAGACACUGAAAACUCUGCCGGAGAUCAUGACCCUGCAAGAUUUCUCAGAUUGCCCGGUCCAAGAACCAUUUAAGGUGCGGACUAAAGGACUGCUGGAGAGAAGAGGAUCAAACGCGAGCCUGACAAUUGAUCUCGGUUCAAAUUCGAGCAUCACAGAAGUGAAACCCGUACCGUUGAACCGUCUAAAUACCGCGAAAAGUGUGUCUAACCUCUAUCUGUCGUCGAUGGCAUCGACUGAAAAAUGUACCUGCAUAAAAAAGUGCGACGCCAAAACUUACGAGCGGCGAAAGUCGCAAGAGACUUGCGGCAACUGCACCAUAUACGAAUCGGUACCAAGUAAGGUUAAUAUGUGCAAAGUGAAAUGCCAAAAUUUGAAGAGGUGUAGCUGCUGCACGAAAUCCCGCAGGAAAUCGCUUUCCAACGAAAACCUAUACGUUCCGCCCUGCGGGUUUUGCGAAACGGGCGAGACCAAAGAGUGUAUGGAAAUGAGGCAUUGCAAGGGGCAUCGAAAAGCGUUUUUUCCCAGGCAGCCCGAUCUUGAAGCCGCGCAGCUGCUCUCAGAUGAUUUCAAGCUGCACUUGCAGAACAUACAGUAUUUGCAAACGGCCGGCAAUGUGUUGACGAUUGCAGAGCUGCAGCAAGCCUGCGAGGUCGCUCGGGUUCCCAAACUGCAUCAGGAGUUUUGGGAGGUGCCAUUGAAUCUGCAGGAGAAAUGUUAUGUUUCCGGGAGUCAGAGCAAAAAUCGUUAUAGAGGUGUGUUGCCUAAUGAGCAUAGUCGGGUUCACCUUUUGGGCGGUCAGAAUUACAUUCACGCCAACUAUAUCAAGGGCCCCGAUUAUACGGAAACUGCCUACAUCGCCACUCAAGGCCCGUUGUCGAAUACUUGCUACGACUUCUGGGACAUGGUGUGGCAUUCGCAGUGUAAAUGCGUCGUCAUGUUGACCGGUUUGGUGGAGAAGGGCCUCACCAAAUGCGAACUGUAUUUUCCGCUGGGCAAGAGUGCGACGGGCCCGGAAAAAUCAUUCCUUUACGUCAAAACGGCCAAGGUGCGCGACAAGUUCACGUUCGACUGGAAGAACGUCAACGAGGAAGAAGACGAGGUUUACGAGUUCGAAGAAGUGGACGAGGUGACGUUCGGUAAGUAUAGGGUGCGUCACAUCGGACGGCGCGACCUCGACGAGUGCCAGAUCCGUCGACUGGAACUGCGCAGGACCGACGUGAACGUCGAGCCGCGCAUCGUCCACCAUUACUGGCUGUCAAACUGGCCGGAUCACAAGAUGGCGAAACCCGAGCAGGUGCUCAAGAUCGCCGUGGACGUGUUGAAUUUUAUCGAAUGCGAAAAAGUGGACGGCGCAGCGAGGGCGGCGUCGACGAGCCGCGCGCAGAUCCCAACCUGCAAACACAAAACCGUACCGUCGCACGAACGCAAAAGAUCCAUGGAAAACGUUAAACUGCCCGCCAUUAUACACUGCAGCGCGGGUAUAGGCCGUACCGGGUGUUUUCUCGCCAUCUUGAACGGUAUACAGCAGCUGAGGGCCAGUUCCAACGUCGACGUGUUGGCGAUUUUGUGUUCGUUGAGGUUAAACCGCGGCGGCAUGGUGCAGACCGCCGAGCAAUACGAACUUAUACACAGGGUGUUGAGUUUGUACACGCAGCAGGGCGCGUAGGGCGUUCCGUGUACGCGGUCGGGGCGGAUUUGACCCCCGCCCGUGUGCGGGCGCGUCCGAAAGCGGUGGCGUACCAGAGAAUAAAAUUUUUCGUUGACGCAGAGUGAAUAAAUAGUCCGUGGGCGAUGAAAACGCGCUGAGGGUCUACAGGAUGUUCGGGAAUGGAGUUCGGAAACUUGGAUGGAAGAUUCGACGUGGUGAAGUAAUGGUAGUAAGUUAUGUAACAAAAAUUCGAAAUCGUAAUAUUUCCCGAGGGUGAGGCUCUGAUUUAGUAAAAGUCAUAGUAACAAAUUUUCCGCGUAUUUUAUUUAUUUAGACUGAUAUUGCACAAUAUAACAGAUUGCCUUAAGCAUAAUCACAAAUUCUCAAAACUUGCUAUUCUUGUUUUUAGUCGAUGAGUGUUAUCGUUUAACCACAAAUCGACUUUUUUAAUCUCGGCCCGAAUACCCCGCACUUUUAAUUUACAAAAAGGUCAUAUUGGAUAUCGCGAUAUUCAUUUGUAAUACGGAAAAGCAAGUGGAAAAUAUUUUAACAGUGUGAUAGAUAAUAAAUUCUAGGGCGUUAAACUUAAUGAUUGCACAAAAAUUAAACAGUAAAAAGGGGUUUAUUUGACAAAAUACAAAACAACCGCUUAUGCCACGCACACGCGGAGCAAGUGAAUGCCCGGCGGCUGACGGGCUUCAGCGAGCGUUGUGCGUGAACGGUGGCGCCCUCUCACAGAUCGUCGUUGGUCACUUGCCGAACUACGGCCCAGACUCGCGCUCCCCAUUAUGCAAACAGCCAGGAGAACGAGUGUUGACUGGCGAUGCUAACACAGUGUUUUACCCGACUCUUAUUUUAAUUAAUUUCAAUUUGUGGGGUUCAGGGUAGUAAAGGACAAAUAAUUAAUUCCGGCGGCGAGACACUUUCCCUCUUAAAAUGCUUGGCUGUUUUAAAUUUUUUGUCUAGGAAACGAAAAAAGAUAAUUUGUAUUUUUAAAAUUAAAAAAUAUAUAUAUUGUAAGAAUCAUAAAAAUUGGAUACAUGUAUACAAAUAUACAGCCUUAGCCGCUUCCCGCGCUUCAAUCUUCAGAUUUCUCUAUUGUGGCAAUCCUCUUCGUUCAUUACUCUCUUUCUCAUGGCAUCUUGAAUUCCUUCUGUCCAAGAUUUGCGUCCCUCUUUUCCUUCCAUUUGUCAGUGAAUAUAUAUUAGGAGCCUUCUUGGACACCCGUUUCUGUCCAUUUUAUUUAAGUGUACAUACAAUAUUAGUUGUCUGCGCUCUAUUCUCGCUAAAAUAUCGUCUUUUAUGACUGCUCUUUCUCUAAUUGUUUCAUUUCAGAUAUGUUCCAAUCGGGAUAUUCUGGAUGCUUGUGUCAAAAACUCCACUUCUACACCUUUGAGUCGUCUUUUCCUUCUAAAUGUUAUUCGCUUAUUUUCUGAUCCAUAAUGCUAAUUGUUUCAUUUCAAAAAUCGGAUUAUUCUGGAUGCUUGUGUCAAAAAUCUCCACCUUUGAGUCGUCCUUUCCUUCUAAAUGUUGUUGCUAAUUUUCUGAUCCAUAAUGGUAAUUGGCCCAAUAACAGCUUCGGAAAUGUUUAUUUUUUAGAUACAUACAUAAGAAAUACCUUGUACCGUCGAAUUAAUAAUAAAAUACCGUUAUUGGCUAUAAGCUAUAAGUUCGUUUAUUAUUUUUUGAAAAAAAGAAGUCCAUCGGAUUAAGGUCUGGUGAGCGAGGCGGCCAAGCUAGAGGUGUAAAAUGGGGCGGAGCUCCAACUUGCAUUAACCACAUGUUUUGUCUCUACUGCACGAGUGCCUCUUCCAGUAAAGGUGCUGGUUCCUCUCGGGGAAAGUGCAAAUACCAAAAUUUCCCCAUUAAGCGAUCCGUUAAAGAAAUGAAGUCCCACAAGAUUAUCUCCUAUAAUCCCUGCAAAUACAUUUAAACAAAAAAAACGGCGCUGAUGUUUUCUUUCAAUUUUUGAAUGUGGGUUUUCAAUGUUUCACUGAUGCACAUUUCGAAAAUUUAUAAUGCCAUCGCGACUGAAUGCAGGCUCGUCAGCCAACAAAAGCACAUUUAAGAAUUGCAGAUAAUUACGAUUUUUUUCUAAAAUUUGAUUGCAUAAAAUUGAACCAAUUGAAGCAAUUUUUUCCUGAGUAGCAAGUUUUUGAAGUAUUUUUUAUUCUCUUACAGCGGUUCUUUUAUACCUUUGUCUCCCUUCAUUCAUAUUAUCAGAUUUGAAUGAUUCUCUUUCACCAAGUCUUCUGUAUAUGUUGAUGAAUGUCUUAGCAGAUGGGACAUUUCUAUUGAGAGAAGCGGCCGCCAUUUGGUCUUCCGCGGCUAAAAUGCAUAUCACGUUAUUCAAUAAUUGAAUCUUCCUGAUGGGGCAUCACAGUAACAGUUCGAUAAUAAGCUCUUUUAAUAGAAACUAAUUUUAAAAUCAUAAAAUUCAAGCCGAAAAUAAAAAAUAGAUUUGUGACUAAACGACAUACGUUAUCGACUCAAAACGAGAGUAACAAUUUUUGAGGAUUUGUGAUUCUGCUUAAGGGAAUGUGUUCUAUUUUUCAAUAUCAGUCUAAAUAAAUAAAAUAUAGCUAUAACUCAAAAAACAUUACGAUUUCGAAUUUCUGUUACGUGACUUAUUAUUUUGCCACGUUGAAUCUUUCUUCCAAAUUUCCCAACUCAAUUUCCGUAUAUGUAGCCCUUUAGAAAAUGUCUCCUAAUAGCACGGUUUAAAAUACUUAGGAACAAUUUAUUAUUUCCGGAAACUUUCUUUAUAUAUAUGUAAUUGUUGAUUCCAGUUUAUUAAGAAAGUUUAGAUUGAUGGUUAAGUUAUAAUACGCAAAAAAUACUAUUUUUAUGUUCCAAGAGGUUUCAGAAAAUUUAUUGCUCCUGAAAGACCAGUGAAAUACUCAAAUCAAGGUGAACGUGACGAUUGCUCUGGCUGUACCGUGACGUUAUGUUGACGGUGAGUGUUGUUACCUUUUGUUUUGGUGUUGAUAGGGAUUCACCAAAGUUGUUUUUUUUUUUUUAAUAUUUGGAACACUGGUUGUAUUGGGAUGCGCCGGGCGUGUUCCGAAUUUUGUGCGUCCAACUUGUUAGUAGAAUAAGUUUUGCGUUGAUUGUUGUUAUGUCUCUGUGGAAAAAGGGACGCCGGUUAAGGGCGGGCAUUAUUUUAGAAAGUCUCCAAACCGAAACUAACCAUUCGAAAAUCAUCUGUUGUUUUAUGUGAUAAUUUAUAGAAUUAGGACAAUCUAGGUAAAUCAGUGUACAUAGAAAUUUUAUAUUUUUUAUAUUUUCGUUUGUUUUUUUUGGAUAUUUAUUAAUUGUGUGUGUGUGUUUGUUGCAGCAGUACACACACACAGGGUGUUUUCUCGCUUUCUCGCCGCAAUAUGGUACAUGACCAACAUUUGUAUUUUUUAAUUAAAGAUUUGUUUACAUUUAAAAAUUGCACAAUAUGUGAUAUAGUAAUAUUUUUAAAACGCAUUAUCAAGAUUGGUAAUACUUUUCAAAAAUAUCGAUUUAUAUGUUCAAAAAGAGUGAUUUUUUACCAUGACUCUUCUACAUUUUAAUACGAUUUAGAUAAAAAGAAAAAAGUGUAUUUAACCUCGGUGUGUUUUUGAUUAACUACCCGUAGACGUAGUUGUACGUGGAUAUAAUUUUGUAUUUCUUAGUACAAACGAUGAAAAGCAUGUUAUUUCAUGAUUGAAACUAAAUAUGUCAGAUUAGAGAUUAAUGUUCGAAAGAAAGUGUUAGAAUAUAAUAUCUAGGUCUAACGUUGUGCCAUAUUAAUUUUAAAACAAUAAAUAACGGAGAACAAUCUACGGCGUUUUUAUUAAAAUUUAUGCUUUGUUACUAGAUAGAUUCUUCAUUAGUGCUGCACAUAAGAAUAUGUUAAUAUUUUCGCACAUCAACAGAACGAGGCAGUUCACCAAAGAAAAUAUUUAAAUCUGUAAUAAUAAUAAUAAU
Molecule: messenger RNA, 6335 nt
Organism: Cylas formicarius (sweet potato weevil)
Lineage: Eukaryota; Metazoa; Arthropoda; Insecta; Coleoptera; Brentidae
Exons: 6
Coding region: 366-2396 (676 amino acids)
Biological process (GO): protein dephosphorylation
Molecular function (GO): protein tyrosine phosphatase activity
Source: RefSeq, a predicted model, not a curated record